AUGGCCGUCCAAACAGCGUCCAUGGCAUCGAUUACGCGCUCCAGCAGAAGGGCGCCCUCCACUGCUGCCGCCGCUGCUCCUGAUGCCCACGCCAACGCGCCCUUCCACACAGCUCGCAACAGCACCCAGAACAUUCUCUCGCACGCCGCCAACCCCAAGGAACAACAACAGCAGCAGCAGCAGCAGCAGCAGCAGCAGCAGCGUGGCGGGCGCAAGCUGCGCUCGCAGGAGGCGACACGCUUCAAGAGCGACCUGUCGGCCUACUUUCCCGACUAUGACGAGGUCAUCGGCAACGACCCCAAGGAGGAGCACCUGCUAAACGUCGAGACGCCCAUUGUCGUCGUCGACACCUUUCCGCGCUACUUUCGCGGCAAGGUCGUGGCGCCGCUGUUCACGCCGACCCAGGCCGAGCCGGUGCCCGCUGGCUACGACCACGGCGACUACCCCGUCCGCGGCUACGGCGACGCGCUGUUCGACGACCCCUUUGACUCGCAGCGCAUCAACUUUGACUUUCUCGGCAAGAGCUACAAGGGCAAGACGCUCGACAGCGCCCUGCCGGACGCCUUGUACCUGCCGAUCCACAAGAGGGCCGAGAGGCUCGAGAGGUCGAUCCGGAACACGGAAAAGGGCAGGGCGCAGCACGAGAAGGACCAGAUCGUCAGGCUGCUCGAGGGCCUGCAGGGCCACGACUGGCUGCGGAUCAUGGGUGUCAGCGGCGUUACGGAGAGCAAGAAGAAGUCGUUUGAGCCUGCGAGGCGGCACUUUAUCAAGGGCUGCCAGGCCAUUAUUGACAAAUUCCGUCAGUGGGCACAGGAGGAGAAGAGGCGCAAGGCGGAAAAGGAACGCGCUCUGGCGGAAGAGGCCGACGAAGAAGAGGACGACGAGGAAGAAGAAGACGACGACGACGAGGCUGGGGAGGAUGAAGAGGCUGUGGAAGAUGAGGACGACGAGGCAAGGCAGGAAAUCGGCGACAGCGAAGAAGAAGACGACGAUGACGUUCAUGCUAGUGACGGCGACCCACCCGACGAGCUAGAUUUUGACGCCUCGAUCGCGAGACAGCUUCGCGAAGAAGCGGCGGCCAGAGCCAACAUGGCGAAGUCCAGUCGGAAGCGACCACGUGGCGCGUCGAUUCAGCCAGAAACACCCCUGCCACCACCGCGGGAGUUCAAAUCAUUCUUCAAGAAGAAGCACGAGCGUGACGCGGCGCUUAACAAGCAUCGCCGGGCGGGGCGUCGGGUUUUGGCCUGGGGUGAGCCGGUGCCUGAACUCGAGGCGCGGGAGUUCGAGCUACCCGAGGAGUAUCUCGACCCCGAGACCAUGAAGGCUCACGCCCGGAAGAGGCGGCGGCAGCGCCGUGGUAGCAGACAUUGA
This is a messenger RNA of Verticillium alfalfae VaMs.102, 1371 nucleotides long. RefSeq lists its product as hypothetical. The transcript has 2 exons. NCBI's taxonomy places the organism in Eukaryota, Fungi, Ascomycota, Sordariomycetes, Glomerellales, Plectosphaerellaceae. The record is from RefSeq and is a predicted model, not a curated record. Bases 1 to 1371 code for a protein of 456 amino acids. Gene Ontology annotation, cellular component: SAS acetyltransferase complex. Gene Ontology annotation, molecular function: histone acetyltransferase activity.